Messenger RNA from Plasmodium gonderi, 819 nucleotides. RefSeq names its product variable surface protein. Lineage: Eukaryota; Apicomplexa; Aconoidasida; Haemosporida; Plasmodiidae. The record is from RefSeq and is a predicted model, not a curated record. Bases 1 to 819 code for a protein of 272 amino acids. The transcript is spliced from 3 exons.
AUGUCCAUUCAUAUAGGAAAUAUGUGCGGUCUUUGGACACCUAACGAGAGCAAAUGUACGAGUAUUUCAAAUAAUUACUAUAAUGACAAUUGUCCCAAAGCUCUUUCUUAUUUAAAUGAUCAGAAUACAAAAUAUCCUUGUGAUGUUACACAGGUACACUGCGUAUACUUGUAUUAUUGGAUAUAUUAUGAACUUUUCAAUAAUACGCAUAAAAAUUAUGUUACAAAAUUAUACAAUGCGUUCUUGGAGGUGUAUGCAUCUCUUGGAGAGACAAUAUGUAAGGAUUAUAAGAAAACAGUUACCAUUAAUCUACUGGAGGAACUCCAUGAUUUUUAUAAUAUGUUUCAUAAGCUUAAAGAUAUAAAUAAUGAAUGUACAAGAAAUAAAAUUUGUAAUUGUGUCAAUGAUUUAUCUAAAUUAUACAUUGAAUACAAGAAUCUAUGUGAAUCCAACAACCCUAUUUAUUACGAUCACUUAGAUAUUAUUAGAAAUAUAUAUAAAACGUUUAUGCAAAAUGAAAGUUGUGAAAAAUUGAAGCAUAAAAUGUUAUCUUUAUUCCAAGAACAUAAUAUAACAUUCCCUAUUGUAGUUUUAAUAUUUACCAUAUUAUUUGCCCAGCAUAACUCAUGCUUUCAACGAGUAUUAAGAAGGAAAAGAAAUAAUUGUAAUAAUAUGGAUGAAGAUUAUAAUAUAUUCCAAUAUUACAAAGCUCUUAGUACUACCUCUAGUAAUAGUAGACACAAUAUUUUAUAUCAUGUAGUCUCAUUUAAACAUAAUGUACAAAAACUAAGAAAUUAUUUGCUUAAUAACCCAAAAUAG